AAUAUAUUCCAGAGCAAGCUGGCGGCGAAUUUUUGGCGGGCGCCCGCCGCCCAGAAACUGCUGCUGCACGUCAUGGGCGUUGAGAGAAGAUCAGCCGUAGUAACUGCUGUAGCGCAGCCCCGGAACAAAGCUGGAAAUCAACCGCUUUCGACCAAUGCAGCCCUCCUCCAUAUAACGCGAAAGCAAACGUUCUUCUACAGGAGACAGGUUCGGAAGCACUGCAAAAAACCCCAACGAACCAAAGGAAAAUUUAAAACAAGCGUAAACCAGAUCAAAGAAAGAGAAAGAAAAAAGAAAUAGAAAAACUGCCCAUUUCACGCCCAGCCAUGCCAACCUCACCGCUCCCUCCCCAGCAGCGACAACAACAACAGAAACCGUCCCCGACCACCCUGCCCCCCAACGCCCCCUCCCUCGCCUCCCUCAACAUUACAGAAGAUCCCUACCACCUGCACAGCUGGCCCGAAGUCCUGCUCCUGAUCCAACACAACCGCCUCGAUGCCUUCCAUCGGAUCCCCGAGGAGCUGGAGCGGUAUCUGAUCUACUGCGCGGGGAUCCGGAAGCGAUAUGGGAGCAUGAUGGACUUCAUCGUGAGGGAAAGGUUGAAGUGGGGAGGGGAGGAGGAGGAGCGGCGAGGGGACGAAGGGGAGAAGACAGCGGAGGAGGUGGAAGGGUUUGAGGGGUUCGGGGAUGAAUCGAGCUACAAGAUCCUCCCCAACGACUGGCCGUACGCGCUGGACCCACGGAUAACGCACCUGGUGGUCUGGACGAAACGCAGCAUCCCGGACGACCCGGCCAGUCCGAUCGGCGACAUCGACCCGCAGGCACGCCGCACGAUCACGGCGUUUGUGCGGGAGAAAUUCCUGCCGGCGGUGGGAAACGAUCCGGACAGGCUGGUCUGGUUCCGGAACUGGGCGGCGAUCAAGAGCGUGCAUGCCGUCGAGCAUAUCCAUGUCCUGCUCUUUGGCGUGGAGGAGGGGUUUGUGGAGAGGGUUACAGGGGAGAAAAUCAAGGGGCGGUGAAAAGGGGAGUGAGUGGAGUGUUAGGCUCCGUCCCGGGAAUGGGAGGAUGGGGAGAUCUUUGGCGGGGAUCGAAGGGUUCUGUGACUGAUGGAAGGAGCGAUCUCAUUCGAGGAAGAGAUUUCGACGCUCCAAAUGGUAAAAUGUUGGGAUUCGUCCGACCGUGAAAGACUUUCCUUUUGUAAUUAGACGCUACAAACAUUGGCGGCGGCAAAGGUAGCGAUAGAUAGAGGCAGCGAAGGAUGUCAUAUGACAGAGACGAUGUGUUGUU
Dissoconium aciculare CBS 342.82 is the source of this 1287-nucleotide messenger RNA. RefSeq lists its product as uncharacterized. Gene Ontology annotation, cellular component: cytoplasm. NCBI's taxonomy places the organism in Eukaryota, Fungi, Ascomycota, Dothideomycetes, Mycosphaerellales, Dissoconiaceae. The record is from RefSeq and is a predicted model, not a curated record. Bases 327 to 1019 code for a protein of 230 amino acids. Gene Ontology annotation, biological process: N-acetylglucosamine metabolic process. The transcript has 2 exons.